Molecule: messenger RNA, 3290 nt
Organism: Somion occarium
Lineage: Eukaryota; Fungi; Basidiomycota; Agaricomycetes; Polyporales; Cerrenaceae
Source: the annotation of a GenBank genome assembly
GCGGAGAUUUGCAGUUGAACAGCCUGAGUGACUCCCCAUUUUGACUUGGCUGUAUUAUUUUGGUCGCCUCCCCACGAUGUCGUUCCUAUUGUAGACGCUGCUGUAAUCCAUCUUUUCAUCCAAUACCUUUCAUCUGUAUACCCUAAAAAACUCUCAAAAAUGAUAGACGAAUCCGACGUCGACCGCGACGUCGGCGGAAGUGGUCCACUGCGAUAUUCAGACAGUUCAGAAGGACCAGAACUAAGAGACUUGGUGGAUAGUCGAUUACCGCCUUUACCUCAAGAUAAUGACUCUUUACCUACGCCACCUUCCCCCCGCUUGACUUACAGGUCUUCUACUUCUCUCAUUCAUAGCGGUCAUGGUCCAGAUUCUGGUCGAGACCGAUCACAUCGUCGGUCUUCACACAGGAAAUCGAGAGACAACAAUCACCGGUCAAGUGCGAACCGUGACAUGGUUAAGAUGUUCGUGAACGAGCAGUUCGAAGAUGCGCGGACGAAACGGUACAUCCGUAUGGCUCUUGAUCGUCUGGAGAGCGAGACCAAACGAGCGCAGGAGGCGGAGCGCAGGGCGUUGGAGUUGGCAGAGAGGUUUAGAGUUGUGAACGAAGCGAGGAUGGCUGCGCAGAAUGAGCUCACUCGCGCUAAUGAGGAACUCAGGUUGUACAAAUUUCAGUACGACCAUGCUCAACAGGAGUUGAAGAGAGGACAGGACAUGAUAACGGACGUUGUGGCGCAGAGGGACGAUGCGGAAGCCGCUGCUGCGAGAGCUAGGACCACCGCGAGAAGACUCAAGGAAGAGCAGAUCAUGUUUCGUGCAAGAGAGGAAGGUCGAAGACAAGGAUACGAAGAAGGUCUUAAGCAGGCGAGGGAGGAAGCUCGUGCAGCCGGCUAUCGUCGUGCUCGUUCGGAUACAAGAACUAUGGGGGACGAUGUUAUACAGGAAGACGACGACGAGCCAGACUUUCCUGUCCCAGACAAUGACGCGGAGGAUGUGCAGCACACGGACGCUCUGGAUGGGCUAUCUAUGCUGGGUCUUCCUAAUAUGGUGCCUCAAGGUCAAGGUCAGGGUGCGCCAGGUUCUAGGUUCAGAGAGCAUGGGAUUAGUCCAGCGCCGACGAAUUCAUCUUUAUACCCGUCGAAUGCACAACAUGCACGACAAGCAAGAGAGGAACAGAACUAUAUUUCACCAAUGCCCGUGCCCGUUUAUAAUGCCCCUCCAUCUCCGAGUCAUCCUCCGACACCCAUACCUCCUGACGGAUACAUACCCCGAGCAGACGAAGGAUUCAUCCCUUUGCCUCCUCCUCACGAAAUGGGUCGUCCCCCACCUAGUCCCAACUCACCUGCUCAACCUUUGCCCAUCCCAGAACCACAACCUCGCGUUGCUGCUGUACCCAAUUUUAUAACGCAGGAUCGCAAUAACAACUAUUCGAGAGGGGGCCGAACCUCGCCACGGUCGUUAGCGGAAUCCGUCCCCUCAACUACAAUCUCACAAUUCGAGCUUGUGAACAGCUCGCCAAGGAGUUCGUCACGUAACAAUGUGGGUCGAGACCGAGACCGGGACCGGGACAUAAGGGAACGCAAGUCCGGAUUGAGCGUUAUACACGAAGGCUCCGUGGAAUAUAGCAGUCCAAGUCCGGGAAUGGAUAAUAGACGAAUGCCCGAUCCUGUCACCUUCCCCACUCCUGCUGGUGCGAGCAAUUCUCCGUCAGAUUGGGGUGUUCAGGGCGAAGGAGACGUUUAUGGAAGGGGUACGCCUAGGAAUAGAAAGACAAGUCAACGCUUGGCUGAUGAGUUGAGGUAUGAAAAUGCCGAUGCUGUUGAAGAAUGGAGGCGAAGCGCGGCCGCAGAGGAGGUUCGUUCGCAGUCUUCAAGACCUAGCCUUCGACGUCCACAUAAUGUGACUGUGCCAUCGCCUUUGGCGCAAGAAAGCAUUCGACCAUCGUCUUCGGUCGGGAACCGGCCGCCUUCCGCUGUUGGUAGUCGUCCUCGCUCUCCAUUAGGUGCACGACCUAUGUCUCCCGGGAAUCUCCAAGGUUCACAACGUUCACGUCCCCCACGGACACCCGUUUCUGACCAUCAUGAUGGCUCUUCAAUGGGACAUAGAACCGGAACGUCUGAGGGAGAAAUCUUUAUUGAUGUUAUUCCUCCCUCUGGCUCGGGAUCUGAAUUCUCUCCAACUGUGGCCAAUCACUCUGGAUUGCUUUCACCCAACUCUGCCCAUGAGCCAUUACCUAGGCCACCUACGCAGCCAAUUGUACCUACCGUUCCUAAUUCGCCGACAAUGAUGCAAGCAUACCCGUCAAUGGGUAUGCUUCCUACAGAUCCUCCUCAAGCUGGAGGUCCUCCAUUUGGGUUCAUGCCUGCAGGACCUCCCGUUCCCUAUUCUAAUACUAAACCUGCUGUACUCCCUCCACCGGUUGCUCAAUCUUCACCAAGACGAACACCUCACAAUAUUUAUGGUGGUUAUGAAUCUCCCGAUUCUCUCGAAUACGGCUCCCAACCCAGGUCUAAACACACAAGAGCACGGUCUACCAGUCAACUCAGUGCUAUGAGUAGCGAUAGUUGCCAAACAAAAAAUGUAGGCAAUGAUCUAAGUGUUCGACCGUCGUCCGGUAUGUCUAUGUCUGGUGGACCCCAACGAUCAACCACGCCGAGCCGGACAUACUAUACAGCUGCACCGACUCCACCUGGUGUACAAUACCCUCUUCCACCCGUAAGACCUGACCCAGCACUCAUGAAUAGUCCCCAAUCCGUCACCUCCCGUCUUUCCGGUGGUGGACAUCAUCGAAGCCUUAGUCUGAACGCCGGAAGCACACCAGCUAUGAUCCCUCGUCCGCUUUCCGGGGCGCAUCGACCCAAGUUGCAACGCGUCCCGUCAUCGGAUUCCAUUGGAAGCGCGACAUCGAGAAAUUCGUAUUCGCAUUAUGAACCAAAGGACUACGUGGAUCCCGCGUUCUUGGCGAGUUCGGAUGACUUGGCGAAUAUGCAGUCUCCGACGACGGCUGCGAAUACCAGGGCCAAUGCGUCAUUCGCUACGGUUGGUGCUGGAUUGGCUAGACCCAGUAGUAGGGCCUCUCCUGCCGUUUCAUAUGCGAGUUUACCGAGAAGUCGUAAAACUUCUGGAAGGCUUGGAUAGAUCGUGCGAGAAAGAAUUAUGGACUCGGACAAUGUAUGUGCUUGAAUAGUAACGAUCUUGCUGAUUAUGCUUUGAGUUAUUGCUUGUAAUCUUGAAUUGUAUGUAUCUAUGUAUGACUAGUAUGUUCUGUUGCAAUAUAGAGUUAGUUUUGCUGU